Molecule: messenger RNA, 791 nt
Organism: Vespa mandarinia (Asian giant hornet)
Lineage: Eukaryota; Metazoa; Arthropoda; Insecta; Hymenoptera; Vespidae
Biological process (GO): regulation of DNA-templated transcription
Molecular function (GO): DNA-binding transcription factor activity; sequence-specific DNA binding
Source: RefSeq, a predicted model, not a curated record
GCGUUCCAAUCUCUCAGCGAGCUAAGCAUGUACGACGAUCGUAUGAUACUUUCGAUGCGAUUCCCUCAAAAACUUUGGAGGAUCGUUAAUGCUUGCAAGAGUGGUGCGAUUCGAUGGAACAUCGAUGGUUCAACCAUUCUGUUGGAUUACAAGAAAUUUCAAGAGGAAUAUCUUGACGGAGAGAAGUCCAUUUUCAAAACGAGGAAUAUCACGAGUUUCAUCAGACAACUGAAUCUCUAUGGUUUUCGUAAAGUGACGUCGCAUAAUCGGGAUCCUCUUUGCAACUCGCAUAAUCCAAACGUUCAUGAGUUCUUGCACGAUCAUUUCCGUGCUGGUCGUGUCGAUCUUCUCUCAAGAGUCUGUCGAAAAACCGUCGGAAGAAACAAAUAUUGUCAACGUCUUGGAUCGCAGAGAUGUACGACGAUAAAACCGGAGAACUCUCCGGAAAAAGAAAUCCGCUCUACAUCGCAUUUACGAAUGUGUCAGCUUGCCUUGACCGAAGCUUUGGAACAAAUAAGACGCGAGUGUCAACAAAAGUGUUCGAAUACAUCGACUAGAAGCGAAUCUGUAUCUUCGAAACAAGGAUUGCCAGAGCUCGAACUUUUUUCCAUUCCACAAAGUGAUCAUUCUCCGAAAUACACGAUAAAAAAUGAAAUACAUUUUUGUUCAAAAAAAAGUUGCAGUCCGAUUAACGAUGACAAUCCGAAUCCUUGGUUCAUUCCUAAUACACAUAAUCUCGCUUUUUACGUCCCUUUAAAUAAUACUAAAUAAGAUCUAGUUAGUGCUUCUAC